Homarus americanus (American lobster) is the source of this 2568-nucleotide messenger RNA. RefSeq lists its product as uncharacterized. The record is from RefSeq and is a predicted model, not a curated record. Gene Ontology annotation, molecular function: cysteine-type deubiquitinase activity. Gene Ontology annotation, biological process: protein deubiquitination. Bases 169 to 1356 code for a protein of 395 amino acids. Lineage: Eukaryota; Metazoa; Arthropoda; Malacostraca; Decapoda; Nephropidae. The transcript is spliced from 3 exons.
GCCGAGGUGAUGGAGGUGACAGAGGUGAAGUCUUCCUCCUCCAGGCCCUCGUGAGCUGUUGAACCACUAACAUGGCGUCAUCAUUGGGUGACACAGAGGAGCGUCUUACAGGAAGAAACAAAAUACAAAAGCUUUUAUUCCUCCUCUCAAGUUGACUUAUUCUUGAGAAUGCCAGGAGAAGAAAAACUUGCAGGGAGAACAAAAUUAGUGGCCAGAGACGGUUGUGUUGUGGUUGUUGGUGAUGCUAACGGAGGAACACCUAGUGAUCGUGGACAGUCAUUCUCAAAGCUGAAAGAAUCUUCAAAUGCCUUUAAACUGUCACAUCAUGGAGGAAGACUGAGGACGAUUUUGUCAUCGACCACUGCUUUACUAAGUGACCAACAGAACUCAGUAAUUCUAAGCCCUAAAAGUACAGAAAAUAAGACAGAAGGAACACAUGAGGAUAAAAUGCAUUUACCUGGAGAUGGUUCUGACUCAGGUGAGAUUCUCUUUAUGGGAGUUACAAAGAAACUUUCUUUCCUUUUUAACCCAGUACAACAGCAGAUCAAGAAGGCCUUGUGUAAAAUACUUGGAGUUACUUGUGAAGGAAAUAAAUUAGAGAAGCAUGUAGUACCUUGUGAGUUAGGCAUUCCAAAAAAAAUCAAGCCUAUUGGGGAAAAGGGGGACUGUUUCUUUAGAGCCGUGUCUUAUGUUGUUUCUGGAACAGAAGAAAAUCAAUCGAUCGUACGAGCUGCUGUUGUGAGAUUUAUGCACACAAACCAAAAACUCGUUCAGCCAAUGCUGAGACCCAACUACAAUUCAGUUGAAGAAUACUUAGAGCUGUCAUGUAUGGGUACAGAUGGCACCUGGGCUACUGAGGUAGAAAUAUUUGCAACUGCUCUUCUCUUACACACAGAUAUUUUUACAUUUAGAUCAGAGAAAUGGCUUAAAUUUAGUGGUGACCAAAGAAGGCAAAACAAGGAAGCAAUAUAUUUAGUGAACUUUAAAGAUGCUCAUUUUGAAGUUGUUAUAAGUGUUUCUGGAAAAAAUCAUGAUUUUAUUGUAAAAGAUGUCCAGAAGUUAACAAAAGAGUUAAACAGUGUACGUGAGCAGUUUGGAGAGGGAGCUUCACCUCUCCUUGAGAAGUAUCUUAAAGAUCAGCAAGAAAGAAACAUAGAAAGUAAGACUUGUAAAAGAGACUUGGUGAAAGAUAAGAGCCCUACUAAGAGGGAACAUAUUUGGAGGGACAAAUACAAGAGAAGACAUCUGGAAAGUACAAUAAGAGUAGAAGAAAUGAGAGAAAAACAGAGAAGGAAAACAGAGAGAGAGAGGGGAGGAGAGUGGAGGUAUCACCAUAAAAGUAAAAGAAAGUUGUAAAGUAGCAAAAGAGAUGACAGUGAAAAGAACCAGAAUACAUCAUUCAGUUUUAAAAGGAAGUAUUAUUAGUUAAGUCAGAAUAAGAUGAAAGUUUGUUAUGUUGUGUCUUAAGGGUAAUGGUUGAACCGCUGUUAGUUAUAAGAGACUAAAGAUGGACCAACCUGCAUUAGAGUCGAACUUCCCACCAUCAAAAUGUUUUAAUUGCUAUUACCACCCCCAAGUUGGUCCAAUUUCUAAUAAUGUUUUUCGAGAAGAAUUUCUAGGCAGAUAUUAAGUACAUGGCCUCACCUUCAUAUAUUGUACUAACAUUAAUUAACAGGUAAGGUCAGUCCCUACAAGGAUUUGAUUGCUUAUCUUGAAGAUAUAAUGAUUUAUAUUUUUCAGUAAAGGAAAAUUGAUACAGUAAACCUUUAUCAUUAUGUAAUACUGUAUGUUUAAUUUUACACAAUUCUCAUCAACAAAUUUGGUUGGGUUAAUGUUUAAGAAACUUAUGGUUGUACACCACCUGAAUACUGUACUGUACACCUUUCAGGUGGUUGGGGUAAGUAAAGCCUUCUAUCUCGGUAGAGUACAAUACUGUAGUACCGGGUAAAGAAAGUAUUAAGUAGUUGUUGUUAACCCUUAGGCCCCGGGUGACGUUCCAGAUUGUCUGCCUAUUUUCCCACUAAUUUUUUGUUAUUUUUAUUUAUUUAAUUUUUUCGGAAAAGUGUUUUUUUUUCUAUUUAUCCCCGCUGUGGGGGGGAGGGGGUGGAUACUGCCAGCAUCACCCUAGCCUAGCCUGGGGCUUAAGGGUUAAUUGUUAUGUACUGAACAGUAGGGUGUGACCGUUGCCCUCCAAAAAUAAAAAAAAAUGGUCCUACAAUGCUGUUCAAAGUUUUAGUGUUGUGUAUUUAUCUAGGAACACCCCUGUAACUUUUCUUGGAGAUCGGUGCAUGUUUGAGCUAGCACCGUCGGCUUUACAAAAUAACAAGGAAUUUUAUUAUCUAAUGAACAAAUUUAGUGGAAUUUCUUUUAUUAGACUUAUAAGAUAUGCUAACACCAAGCAAUAUUAUAGAUUACUACGAAAUACAAUAAUCUCAAUAAUUGCAGUUCUAGGUUCAAGACCCAUCUCUCUCAACUGGCGUACAAUAAAAAAAAGAAAUACUACUACCCCGCAAUGCCUGGAGUGUUUGAGGAGCGCCAGCAGGAGAUGGCUGACUUCUUCCAUGAGUC